CACAUCGCCUCCGUCUGCGUAUGUGUUAUGACCAUCUUGUUCUGUCACACUGGGGGGCUGUUGUGCUUGUCGAGUGCUGUGAUGAGGGGUUGACGUCAGGUCGAGUGGACAACUGCGCCCCCUAGUAUAAAAACCAGUCGCCACCCACGUUGAUCUUCCUUCCUCUCCAUCACUCUUGUUCCCAACACUCCACCGACAUCCCUCGCAAUGCCGUCCACAAUCGACCACACCGCGUUCCCCUUCAUCAUCGACCGCAUCAUCCUCCACGCCGAGCUUGACGCUCUGCUCGUCAUCCGCGCGACGUCUAAGGAGCUCCGCGACUACAUCGAUGCGAUUGUCUUCUCCCACGUCCGCCUUCGAGACGGCCCACCAGGCGGUUACAGGGGCCCACCGAAGAGAUUUGCCCUCUUCCCCCCCAGGAGCACGCCCCGUACGGCCCUUUCAGCACGCCACAGUCUCCAGUGCAAGACCCGUCUUCCUUUCAUUGCUCACGCUGUCAAAGUCCUCGACAUCCACGACGCCGGAUUCUCGUACGUUGGCGGCGGCGACCGUGAUCUUCCACCCGCCCUCAUGAGCGCCUUUACCAACGUCACCACGCUCAGGCGCCUCAACUGGGCCUCCGUGGAGCUCAAGUGCCAUGCUCCGUUUGGGGCGCCGGUUCACACCGUUGUCGACGACCUCAACACUGGCGACCAUGACAUCUGCACCGAGUACCACAUCCAGUGCAUCCCCGGAGCGAAGCGUCAUGUCGCGCACCUCCGUUGGGACCAAGACCUGAACCAAUACUGCGACCUCGACGUCGACGUCAACAAGGUGCCCGAGCUCGAAGAGUUCGUCCUCGUCCUCUGGCCCCAUUCGAGUGGUGCGCGGCACGGCAUGCGCGGGCAAAUCUCGCAAGAGCUCUACACACUCCUUCACAGCCUUCUGCCCCUCGCUCAGCGCGGCGGAUCCAUCGUUGUCGUUGGGCUUGAGGGUGUACAGGAGGACCAAAUCGACCCCCUCUACUCCAGCUUGAGCAACAUGGACGACCUCCGCAAGAUUCAACCCGACCCCUUCCUCCUCGGGCUUUUCUUCGUGUGGACCGACUAUAUGGGAAACGAUAUGACCAAGCUGUACAAGUCGAUCACUCGUCUCACCCUCAAGCAGUGGCACGAUACUCUCAGCGAGUCGGAAAAGACCCUUAUCGGCUGUCGCCCGAUGCUCACGAGUUACCGCAACCUUCCGCUGUGAGGUACUUGAGUCGAGAGCAAGACCCUCCACCCGAACUAAGACCCCUCGAUCCGGACCAGCCUCGGCAUGCGCAAAACGGCCGGCGACCGAAUGACAGAUGGCCCUCGGGCAGGAUGGACUUAGGCGAGUCGAUGGGAGGACAAUGACGAUACAUUCAUGUUCGACGUGACUGUGAGUAUGCAUGUGUGGUGUUGUGUGACGCGGUGCACCUGCCGAUGUGCGCCCGGGUGGGACAGAGGGGCACAAAAGGUGCAAAUUCUCCAUGCUCGAAUUGACGAGUUUGACUCUUCA
Messenger RNA from Vanrija pseudolonga, 1521 nucleotides. RefSeq lists its product as uncharacterized. Bases 208 to 1230 code for a protein of 340 amino acids. The transcript has 2 exons. NCBI's taxonomy places the organism in Eukaryota, Fungi, Basidiomycota, Tremellomycetes, Trichosporonales, Trichosporonaceae. The record is from RefSeq and is a predicted model, not a curated record.